This is a messenger RNA of Lindgomyces ingoldianus, 189 nucleotides long. RefSeq lists its product as uncharacterized. The record is from RefSeq and is a predicted model, not a curated record. The transcript has 3 exons. Lineage: Eukaryota; Fungi; Ascomycota; Dothideomycetes; Pleosporales; Lindgomycetaceae. Bases 1 to 189 code for a protein of 62 amino acids.
AUGGUCCUUACGCUCGACGGGUAUAUAUACUAUUCUGUACGCAGAAUCAACUCCUGGUUGAUUAUUCGCACCUUUUUGGUUGUAUUGGCGCAGUGGUACAGAGCUCCAGUGGACUAUUUGCUUAUAGACCACUCGCUUGUGAAAUACGUUAUAUAUGUACUAGAUCGCUCUGAGGCAUGCCUUAGUUAA